GUCGUGCCCCGCGCGGAAGGCGUUGCCCCGCCCCGCCCCCUGGCCGUGACGCGAGCCGGCUCUAUGGCGACGCGGUGACGUCGCGGGCGGGGUGAGAGGUCACGGCGGCGGCGCCGGUGCGAGGGUAGCGGAGCCGCGUCCCGGCCCCGGUCAUGGCGGCCCGGCGGCUCCGCGGCGCCCUCCAGCUCGGGGCGCGGCAGCGGCUGCGGGCAGCGGCGGUCCCGCCGGGCAGGCACGCUGCCCUGUGUGGCCUCCGGCUCAGCCGGUUCGGCCGGCCAGCGAGCGGCACCGAGUGGGAGCCCCGGACCCAGCCCAGCCGGUCCUUCCUCAACCUCACCAACAAGCGGAAGGAGUACUCGGAGCGGCGCAUCAUCGGGUACUCCAUGCAGGAGAUGUACGACGUGGUCUCCAACGUGGAGGACUACAAGAACUUCGUGCCCUGGUGCAAGAAGUCGGUGGUGGUCUCCAAGCGGACAGGCCAUGUUAAGGCCCAGCUGGAGGUGGGCUUCCCGCCCGUGGUGGAGCGCUACACCUCCAUCGUCACCCUCGUCCGCCCCCACCUCGUCAAGGCCGUCUGCACGGACGGGCGCCUCUUCAACCACCUGGAGACAAACUGGCGCUUCAGCCCCGGCAUCCCUGGCUACCCCCGCACCAGCACCGUGGAUUUCUCGAUCUCCUUCGAGUUUCGCUCCCUGCUGCACUCCCAGCUGGCCACUGUCUUCUUCGACGAGGUGGUCAAGCAGAUGGUGGCAGCCUUCGAGCGCCGGGCAGCCAAGAACUUCGGUCCCGAGACCCGCAUCCCCCGGGAGCUCAUGUUCCACGAGGUCCACCAGACGUGAGGGUGGCCCAGCCACCACGGACUGUGCCAGGGCCCCGGGCCCGCCUGCCCUGCGCCCACCCUCCUAAAUAUUUAUUUGAGUGCAUCCCUGCUGCCAUUGCCUCAACUUCCCUCCCGGCCCCAGGGGCGAGAGGCGAUGCUCCUGCAACCGCGGAGGCUGCCGUGGGCCCCCAGCCCCACCGCAACGCCGUGGGAGCCGCGUCCCAGCGCUGGACUCCCUGGUUUUGUAGCUGAUUUUUGGUUUUAAGUUUUGUUUUAGUUCUUGGGAGCUCUUUCCCUGCCCUGCAACCUCCCCUUUUGUUCCUUUUUAACUCCUCUACAAGGCUGGAGGGUCCCAGUGGCGGAGCAGCUCCUGCACUGGCUGUACCCAGGCCCUGCCGCCUCGCUCCGGGAGAGCGGGAGGAAGGUGGGUGUUCGCUGCCGAGGGGAGCCCGGCCAGAGCCUGCUGGGGAAUGUGAGGGGUGGGAAAGGCAGCGAGCAGCCGGGGAAGGUCGGGGUUCCGGCUCUUCCAGGAACAAAAGGGAAGGAGAUCGCACAGAGAGGAAACCCUGGCGGGGGCGGAGCUGCCACCCGGCGCCUGGCCUGCUGCCACCGCGGCCGGGCACCGGCGCCCAGCCGAGCCCUGGCAUCGCCCGCUCCGCUGCCAGAGCUGACGUCGCACAGUUUGCACAAGUCACACGCACAGGGCGGGGGAUGGGGCGGCUGGUGCUGCCCACCCCCCCACCCCCCCCAUCCCCCUGCCACCCCCAGCCCCUCGCAGCCCCAGCGCCCGCCGCAGGCCAAGGCGCCGGCACCGCAGGGACCAGGACGGCCCCGGCCCGUGACCCCGCCACGUUCCAGCUCACCUUUCCUUACGUUUGGUGGGGGGGGACGUGGGAGCCUCCAGCCCCACCAGGCCAAGAUGCCCAGUCCGGUCCGUCACUGAGGGCACCGUGGCCUUGCUGCCCAAGAAGGGACUUUUACAGGCCAAUAAAGAGCAUUUUCCAAGGGUGA
Phalacrocorax carbo (great cormorant) is the source of this 1831-nucleotide messenger RNA. The record is from RefSeq and is a predicted model, not a curated record. Lineage: Eukaryota; Metazoa; Chordata; Aves; Suliformes; Phalacrocoracidae.